Baudoinia panamericana UAMH 10762 is the source of this 490-nucleotide messenger RNA. RefSeq lists its product as uncharacterized. Lineage: Eukaryota; Fungi; Ascomycota; Dothideomycetes; Mycosphaerellales; Teratosphaeriaceae. The coding region runs from base 91 to 270 and encodes 59 amino acids. The record is from RefSeq and is a predicted model, not a curated record. The transcript has a single exon.
CUGUUCACCUAGCUCCAAAGUCUGAAAAAAUGAAGGCUCCAGGCAACAUUGAGCGAUGGAAGAUAAGUGCCUCAUUGCUGUGCUGAUACAAUGACUCCUCCGAGCACCAGCAAGAACACAGUUAGAGUCUUAAUGAGUAAACCUUUAGCGGCUAGCGUAGAAUAUCUCAAGCGCAGCGAAGGCAGGGCUAGUAAGCGUAGAAUGGAUGGGUGUCUCUCUGGAAUCGACCGGAUUCCGUAUAUUGACGACCAACGGUGGUACUCAUGUUGACGAAGGCUGCUUCACGUCCUUUGCUGCACUGUUGUACCUGACCAGCCUCUGCGAGUGCUGCGGCCCUGACCUCUGCUUCCGCUCCGUCCAAGGAGAUACAUUAUGCAGGAACUCACUUCAUCUUCCCCUCGAAAAGGCAAAAAACCUGUAGUGUCGGUGAAUGUUAUCAACACCUUACUCGACACUGAGUGGAGGUUAGCUCCGUCCCAGAACACCGUCG